AUGAGUAACAUGAGGUCCUCAGAAAAUGCAGAAGUGUUCACACCUGAACUACUUCAGGGAGAUGUUGACAAACACAAGAAAACUUACAGGUUUGUGUGUCCACAUGCUGGCCAUUUUCAGUGCACCCUGACCAACAUUGUGUUUGUGAUGGAGGGUGAAGGAGAGGUGCUCUAUAAAACUGUCUCAUGGGAUCCUCGUCUGUUAGAUGGUUUGGGUCAGAUACAGCCUGCAGGACCCUUGUACAACAUUGACUGUUUUCAUGGUUCAAUCUCAAGACUGCACCUUCCACACUGUGAAAUCUCUAAGGAAAACAAGGACGGUUUGGCUGUAGCACAUUUAACUGGUGGUAAUAUAGCAAUAAUCCAGCCUCUCCAAGUGACUGAAAAUCAUGUGAUGAUUGACAUCAGAGAUCUCUGCAUGUUUGGGAUAUUAAAAAGGAUCUUUUCUCCUUCCCCCAUUGCUGCCCAAGUGCUCGUCUUUCUGCGACCAAUUACUGCGAGACAGAAAGAAAAAAUAAUGGAUGUCCAUUUGCUUCCGUUGAAUGUUCCACUGUCAGAGGUCAAGGACCAGCAUGCGGAGAAUACACACAUUAAAACCAGUUCAAAGUGUUCUCUUACUCCGGCAACAGAAUACAGUCUGUGUUGUCAACCAGAGGGAUCUACAGUGCAGCCAGAGACUGAGAUGUUUGAGUGUAAUUUUGGUCCAAACUAUCAUGCCACAUUUGAAGUGUUUGUGAAUGUCAACAUUGAGGAGGUCAAGCUGAGUCUUUUGGAUAAAACUAAUGGAAAGGAAGUGUGGCUUCCACGACGAAUCCUUCUCACAGGUAAUGAAUGA
Molecule: messenger RNA, 834 nt
Organism: Ctenopharyngodon idella (grass carp)
Lineage: Eukaryota; Metazoa; Chordata; Actinopteri; Cypriniformes; Xenocyprididae
Product: NACHT, LRR and PYD domains-containing protein 1b allele 2-like
Exons: 6
Coding region: 1-834 (277 amino acids)
Source: RefSeq, a predicted model, not a curated record